Messenger RNA from Cylicocyclus nassatus, 558 nucleotides. The record is from the annotation of a GenBank genome assembly. Lineage: Eukaryota; Metazoa; Nematoda; Chromadorea; Rhabditida; Strongylidae.
AUGGUUUUUGCAGUUUCUACUUUGUCAUUACUACCCGUGGAACCUGAAAAUGUACUGAGAAGUUCCGCAUUAGUCGACAUUCUCGCUGUGCUAGAAGGGUACACAACAUCCUUUUGCGAAAAAGUGUCACCGUCUGCGGAUGUUAUUGCUAGCGUGCCUUCUUUCGUUAUUACUGUUGUUGUCGCAGAUGCUGUUGAAGAUGCUGGAAGGGAAGAUGCAGUGCCUGAUGUGUCAUCUGUUCCUGUAGCUGUCGGUUCAAAAGUUACUGAUGGUGUUGUUGCUAUUGCCGGCAUCAAAGAAAUUGCUGAAAGAGAAGGUGCAGAACUCAAUGUGUCAUCUGUUCCUGUAGCUCUUGAUCCAAGUGUUACUGUUUUUGGAGCUGUUGUUGUUAGCGUCGUCAUAAAAGGUGAUGAUAAAGAAGUCAUUGUUGCUGUUGUGGCAGUUGGUGUUGCUUUUGUUGCCAAUGUUGUCGAAGUUGCGAUCGUUGAAGUGGCUGUUGUUAUCGCAGUUACGAUUGGUGGGGUUGAAAUUGCGCUUGUCGCCUCUGCUGUUGCAUGA